Messenger RNA from Acanthaster planci (crown-of-thorns starfish), 747 nucleotides. Its product is annotated as zinc finger protein 574-like. The record is from RefSeq and is a predicted model, not a curated record. NCBI's taxonomy places the organism in Eukaryota, Metazoa, Echinodermata, Asteroidea, Valvatida, Acanthasteridae.
AUGUCUCAAGACGCCUUUAGAUGUGCUUCACCUGAUCCGACUGCAUCCCAACUGCAGCAGAUUGCCAGAAUGGAGGAGGAGGCAUGGUUUAGUGAGUGUUUACCUGACCCAACAUCCUCCCAGCUGCAGACCAUCGCGGCAAUGGAGGAUGAUCUGAUGGCCGGUACAUCCGCUCAAGGUGGCGGUCAAAUGAAGGCUGAGAAAGAAGAGGAAGUUCCAAUGGACGGUGCCCCCAUCGCGCACACACCUCCGCUUCAGCCGCGGGCGGGGGUUUUCUGCGACCUGUGCAACAGGGAAUUCUCCAGAAAGGACAGCCUCAACAGGCACCGAUGGCGCAAACAUCUAAACGCCGGGACUGAGCUUCCUCGUUUGCACCUACCCUGCAGCCAAUGCGGCAAGAUAUUUGACAGAAGAGACACUUUAAGAAAGCACAGGAAAACCCACAGUGGUUCACAGCCGGUGCCUUCACCCCUUGGCCCGAUUCGUUCCCCUUUGGCAGCCGUGGCUGGGCCACCACAAAAAGGUCAAUCCCAGACCUUCAGCUGCGAACACUGCCACAAAAAAUACUCUCGGCGGGACAAUCUUCGGCGCCACAUAAAUUCAACACAUCGCCGGCGAAAUAACCUCCCACCGGCGGCUCCAUCGGCGGCUCCACCGGCGGCUCCACCAUCUCCCCUGCCUCUUCCCGUCCCGCCUCCUAUUUUAGCUACCGUCCAAGCAGGCCCGCUGGAGGAGGACCCAGACUAG